UCUCUAUCUUCUUAUCCCACACCACUCUCCUCCCCCGCAACUCACGCACGGCUCGCAGGACUUCCCCCGUCCUCCCAUGGCGGGUCUGCUCGCGCCCUCCUCCCCCGCCCUUCCCGCUUCCAGAAUUCGAACCCUCCCCACUCCUCUCUCCCCAACUUCACUUCCCGCCGGCAUUUGCCACCAGAGGAACUUAAAUGGCCGCGCCCGAACUGCGCACAAGCACCGAGCCUGCCGCUCCCUUGUCUCUGGUGCUGCCGCCACUGAGCCCACGACCGCUGAAGAGGGGAAGAAGUUGACGAUCGGCGAGAGCCCGCGGCCGGUCUUCCCCUUCUCGUCCAUCGUGGGGCAGGACGAGAUGAAGCUGUGCCUCCUCCUCAACGUUAUCGACCCCAAGAUCGGCGGCGUUAUGAUCAUGGGCGACCGCGGCACCGGCAAGUCCACGACCGUCCGCUCCCUCGUCGACCUUCUCCCCGAGAUCAAGGUGGUCGUGGGCGACCCGUUUAAUUCCGACCCUGAGGACCCCGAGUCCAUGAGCAUGGACGUCCGCGAGCGCGCCGCCCGCGGCGAGCCCCUCCCCGUUGCCGCCACCAAGAUCACCAUGGUGGACCUCCCGCUCGGCGCCACCGAGGACCGCGUCUGCGGCACCAUCGACAUCGAGAAGGCCCUCACCGAGGGAGUCAAGGCCUUCGAGCCCGGCCUGCUCGCCAAGGCCAACAGAGGUAUCCUCUACGUUGACGAGGUCAAUCUCUUGGAUGACCACCUGGUGGACGUGCUCCUCGACUCCGCCGCCUCCGGAUGGAACACCGUGGAAAGGGAGGGCAUCUCCAUUUCCCACCCCGCUCGGUUCAUUCUCAUCGGUUCUGGCAACCCCGAGGAAGGUGAGCUCCGGCCGCAGCUCCUCGACAGGUUUGGAAUGCACGCACAGGUGGGGACGGUCAGGGACGCCGAACUGAGGGUCAAGAUUGUGGAGGAGAGAGCUCGGUUCGAUAGAGACCCCAAGGGGUUCAGGGAAUCUUACCGGGCGGAGCAGGAGAAGCUCCAGCGACAGAUUACAUCAGCACGAAGCUCGCUUGCAUCGGUGCAGAUCGAUCACGACCUUCGCGUGAAGAUCUCUAAAGUUUGUGCGGAGCUGAAUGUGGACGGGCUGAGAGGGGAUAUUGUCACCAAUAGGGCUGCCAAGGCUUUGGCUGCACUGAAAGGGAGGGACAAAGUGACUUCAGAAGACAUAGCCACUGUCAUUCCAAACUGCUUGAGACAUCGGCUUAGGAAGGAUCCUCUGGAGUCAAUCGACUCAGGUUUGCUCGUCAUUGAGAAGUUCUAUGAGGUCUUUAGCUGAGCUAACUCCAAGAGAGGAACAAAUGCAUCAACGAUGGAUAUCACCCACGGAGAGUCUGAAGGAUAGUGUUAUUUUUGGCUUUCAUGCAAUUGUGUAAGGUAAAAUAUGCUAAAAAUAAUGCAGAAAAAUGUGUUGAACCAUCAAUCCACCAUAAUCCCAUCCAUUUUGUCCUGAACCGGCUAGUUAUGUGGGUAAAAUCUAGGUCAAGAAAAGUUGACCUGUUGGUGGGUCAGGGUUUGGAUCAGUCAUCAUCAGCCUUAGAUGCUCUCCUGUCCAUCUCAAAUAGAAUCCUAUCCAACUCAUUUGCAUCCUUCAAGGGAUUCUGGUUUGGCACCUUGUUGUUGAUAAAGGAUUACAAUAGAGUUUUAUAGAUGUGUUCUAAGAAUGUCAAUAAGAAUUAGAUUGCUUAGGUUCCUGAGGGAUGUUAGAUGUGAAAAGAGACCUGUUGAUAACGGCCAUGCGAAUGUAGUAUCAGCAUAUUAUAAAAAAAAAUUUCUCAUUACAUCUUUCUAAAAAUUUCUGGCGUAAGAUGAUGAAAUCAUCAGAUAAAAGGUUGCAUUACUGUUUCCAUUCUUAGACAUGUAUAAACAUUAAGUAGCUUAGACCAGUCUUCAUUUUGCUACAAUCAAUCUCUUGAAGUCUGGUAAUGUUAUCCAUUAGGUUCUGAAAUCAGUUGUUGUAAAUAAAAUGUUCUUUUUAAGUUUGUAAUUGAUGUGUAUUUUCCCUCUCCAUCUGAUAUUUUAGCAUUUCUUUUGUUUUUCUUGUUCGAUAUUAACAUGAUUUUUGUGGAUGCAUAUGUUUCAUUCUUAGGUCAUUUUCUUACUGUUCAACACGAGUGGCUCAACUUCAUGAAAUGCAGCUUUUAGUGAAGACUGACAUCCAAAAUGAAA
Musa acuminata AAA Group (dessert banana) is the source of this 2226-nucleotide messenger RNA. Its product is annotated as magnesium-chelatase subunit ChlI, chloroplastic-like. Bases 77 to 1336 code for a protein of 419 amino acids. NCBI's taxonomy places the organism in Eukaryota, Viridiplantae, Streptophyta, Magnoliopsida, Zingiberales, Musaceae. Gene Ontology annotation, molecular function: ATP binding; ATP hydrolysis activity; magnesium chelatase activity. Gene Ontology annotation, biological process: chlorophyll biosynthetic process. The transcript is spliced from 4 exons. Gene Ontology annotation, cellular component: chloroplast stroma. The record is from RefSeq and is a predicted model, not a curated record.